This is a messenger RNA of Lolium perenne, 2638 nucleotides long. RefSeq names its product ATP-dependent DNA helicase Q-like 3. Gene Ontology annotation, molecular function: 3'-5' DNA helicase activity; nucleic acid binding; four-way junction helicase activity. NCBI's taxonomy places the organism in Eukaryota, Viridiplantae, Streptophyta, Magnoliopsida, Poales, Poaceae. The record is from RefSeq and is a predicted model, not a curated record. Gene Ontology annotation, biological process: double-strand break repair via homologous recombination. Gene Ontology annotation, cellular component: cytoplasm; chromosome.
ACACGGACGGUACCGUCCGUACGGCACAGGGAAGUAGUGUGCUAUGCGAGCCGCCCCGCCGCUCUGAAAGUUCCUCAGGCUCAGGUCAGGCGGGAGCGCGGGACGCCACGCCGCCGCCCGUGCCGGCGCCGCUCCAUCGCAUCGCCGACAGCCCCACCGGAGCCAAAAAUGAAGAAGGCACUCCCCCUGAAAGGCGGGUCGGCAGGCUCGAGGCACGGGGCGAAAUCUCCAAAGGAUCUGGAGAACGUCUUGAAGCAAUAUUUUGGGUACUCGGAGUUUCGAGGAAGGCAACUAGAGGCUAUAGAGGCUGUUCUUUCAGGAAGGGAUUGCUUCUGUUUGAUGCCGACUGGGGGUGGCAAGUCCAUGUGCUACCAGAUCCCUGCUCUAGUGAAGGCAGGCAUUGUUCUUGUUAUCUCACCCUUAAUAGCUCUGAUGGAGAAUCAGGUUACCAGCUUGAAAAGUAAAGGUAUUCCAGCUGAAUUUCUCUCUUCGACACAAACAACCCAAAAUAAAAACAAGAUACAUGAAGAUCUCGAUUCUGGCUUUCCUUCUAUAAAAUUGCUGUAUGUUACUCCUGAGUUAGUUGCAACAUACGGGUUCAAGGAAAAGCUAACAAAGCUCUAUAACAGAGGCCUUCUUGGCCUUGUUGCUAUUGACGAGGCUCAUUGUAUUUCAACUUGGGGCCAUGAUUUCAGACCUAGCUACCGCAAAAUUUCAUCAUUGAGGAAGCAGUUCCCAGAUAUCCCUAUAUUGGCUUUGACUGCAACUGCUGUUCCAAAAGUCCAGAACGAUGUGAUAUCAUCAUUGUGCUUGCAAAACCCAGUAAUUCUUAAAGCCUCUUUUAAUCGACCUAAUAUAUUCUAUGAAGUUCGUUACAAGGAUCUUCUUGACAAUGUUUAUGCUGAUAUAUCAAAUUUACUGAAGUCCAGUGGAAAUGUUUGCUCAAUUAUAUAUUGUCUUGAGCGUGCUGCUUGUGAUGAUCUAACUAUGCAUUUGUCAGAGCAGGGUAUCUCUUGUGCUGCUUAUCAUGCUGGCUUGAAUAGCAAGGUGCGAAGUGCUGUUCUUGAUGACUGGCUUUCAUCAAGAACUCAAGUUGUUGUUGCAACUGUGGCAUUUGGGUAUAGCUUCUUUCUAUUGCCGCUAUUCAUCUUUUUUCAGGGUAUUGAUAGACAAGAUGUCCGCAUUGUAUGCCAUUUCAACUUGCCUAAGUCGAUGGAAUCUUUCUACCAGGAGUCUGGACGAGCUGGCCGUGACCAACAGCCUUCCAAGAGUGUUUUAUAUUAUGGAUUAGAGGACCGAAGGAGAAUGGAAUUUAUUUUGAGAAACAGCAGCAGUAAAAAACAACAGCCGUCUUCCUCUUCGACUGAGCUUUCACAGAAGGCCCUAGCCGACUUUAGUCAGAUAGUUGAAUAUUGUGAAAGUCCUAGCUGUCGACGAAAAAAGAUCAUUGAGAGCUUUGGAGAAAAGGUACAGCCAACUUUAUGCCAACGCUCAUGUGAUGCUUGCAAGCACCCAAAUCAAGUGUCCUCGUGUUUGGAGGAACUUCGUCGUGUGCCCAAUUGCCGCUUUAACAAGAUCUCUCCAGUAUUCAAAAGCUCAUCAGCUAAUCCGAAACACUUGGACACAGAAUUUUGGAAUCGUGAAGAUGAUGUAAGCGCAUCAGCUGAAGAAAUAUCAGAUUCUGAUGAUGAUGAUGUGGUAGUGAGCGACAUUGCCAUGUCAAAGUUUUCAUCGGAAAGAGGUUUGGAAGCAAAACUUGAUGCCUUGGAGCGUGCUGAAAAUGCUUAUUUUCAAGCCAAAGGCCCGCCUAAACAGCAGGGUGACAAGCUUAGUGACAAGAAGAGCAUAUCUCAGGCUCUAAGAGAUGCAAGCAGGAAAAGAUUGUUGGGUUCCCUUGGACAAGCAAAGCUGCGCCUUGGCAAUCUACGGAUCACCGAAGAGGCUUCUGCCACACACCUUGAAGCAGAGUCCUUCAAGAAGUAUCAGAAAGUGGGGAAAACGUUCUACAACUCUCAGAUAGCCGCCACGGUUCGGUGGCUGGCAUCUUCAAGUUCUGACCAGAUUCAUGAUCGCCUCAAAGCCCUAACUGGCCAGACCAGCGAUCAGGAUGCAGCCUCCAGCUCCCCUUGCGUCGCCCCAGAUGGCUUGGGUAAAAAUGCAGGAGAACCCCAGCCUUCUAAUGAGUCUGUGAAGACUGCAGCUUCGACUGAAAAUAUGGAGCGCUCCAGGAUGUCAUCAUCUGGACAAUUCGUCAGUGAAGCAAGAAGGGAUAGUGCAAUCGGUCCCAUGGAACUUCCCAAGAUACCAUCAUUCAGAGAAUUCAUGAGCCAAAAAGGAAGGGACCGUGCAACCAGCUCUUCCAGAGAAGAGAGCCAGACUCGUGGCAUUCCUAGAAAAGCUAGCUCUGUGAUCAGCAAGGAUGGAACGACAGCAACAUUCAAGAAGAUGAAAUCAUGAGUGAUGAUUUCUCUGUAGUACAUGCGAACUUGCUCUUAAUUCGCAGUAGGAAUGCGAAUGCAAUUUUGUAAUGCAGCAAUCAAACACUGCACUUCUGCUUUUCGGUUAUUCGUUUCCUCUCAAACGGAGAACAUGACACUGUUCUGCAACACGUAUCUCUGGGCAUUGCAACAGUGUAGAA